Soboliphyme baturini is the source of this 393-nucleotide messenger RNA. The record is from the annotation of a GenBank genome assembly. NCBI's taxonomy places the organism in Eukaryota, Metazoa, Nematoda, Enoplea, Dioctophymatida, Soboliphymatidae.
AUGUUCGGUGCCGAUCAACAACGGACGAGCGGCGGCGAGGCCACUGUCGCCUGCCAUGGCUUGAAUGACUUCCUGCCGCCGCCGCCGCCGCCGCCGCUUCCGGCGACGUCCGUUAUCAACGUCCUGCCACGCUUGCCAUCGCGAUUUCAUUCAUGCCUCCGCGUCGCCCAUGUGACUUGUGUACGUGACGUGUGUUCUGCGUGGCGUAUGUCUGCUCUGUUUCAUGUAUGCGUAAAUGCGAGCGAGUUAGUAUUAGCGGGUACAACGGUGAUGACGUCGUUCGCGACACCGCUGGACCGCCUGCGUCUUUGCCUCCGUCUACUCGCACAUCCUCUGCUGGUCAGCCUACCGCGAACGAUGACGCAAACCACGGUGGUCACUGGUCAACCGUGA